UUACUAUACUACUGAACCGUUAUAUUUGAUUCACUAGCUAUCCGAAACAAUAUCAUGGGGUUCCUUUCCUUCUUUUAUUACUCGCUGUUUUACAUUGCUCUGUUCAUCGUAUUCAACCUUGUUAUCAGAGCUAGAAGGUUCAAAAACCUUCCACCGGGUCCACCUUCUCUUCCCAUAAUAGGAAACCUUCACCACCUCAAACGCCCACUCCACCGCACCUUCAAAGGCCUCUCAGAUAAAUACGGUCACGUGUUUUCCCUCUGGUUCGGAUCACGCCUCGUCGUCGUCGUUUCUUCCCCCUCCGAAUUCCAAAAGUGCUUCACCAAAAACGACGUUGUUUUAGCAAAUAGACCGCGCUUUCUCUCCGGAAAAUACAUCUUCUACAACUACACCACUUUGGGCUCAACCUCCUACGGCGAGCACUGGCGCAACCUCCGCCGCAUCACCGCCCUCGACGUGCUCUCAAACCACCGCAUCAACAGCUUCUCCGGAAUCAGAAGGGACGAGACGCAGAGACUCAUUACAAAGCUAGCCGAAGACUCGUCCACGAACUUCGCACACGUGGAACUCUCUUCCAGGUUCUAUGACAUGACAUUCAACAACAUAAUGAGAAUGAUUUCGGGAAAGAGAUACUACGGUGAAGACUGUGACAUGGCGGAUCUUAAGGAAGCGAGCCAGUUCAGAGAGAUGGUGUCUGAGUUGCUGCAAUUGUCUGGUGCUAACAACAGGACUGAUUUUUUGCCUUUACUUGGCCUUCUUGACUUUGAAAAUUUGAAGAAGAGGUUGAUGAAUAUUAGUGACAAAACUGAUGCUUUCUUGAGAGCACUCAUUCAAGAACACCGCAACAAGAAACAAGUCAAGCAAAAUACCAAUACCAUGAUUGACCAUCUUUUGAGCCUGCAAGAUUCACAGCCUGAGUACUAUACUGAUCAAAUCAUCAAAGGCCUUGCUCUGGCCAUGCUUCUUGCUGGAACCGACUCAUCUGCUGUAACCUUAGAGUGGUCGAUGUCUUGUUUGCUGAACCAUCCAGAGGUAUUGAAGAAAGUGAGGGAUGAAUUGGAUACUCAUGUGGGUCAAGAUCGUUUGGUAGAUGAAUCAGACAUUCCAAAACUCACAUACCUUAAAAAUGUUAUCAACGAGACACUUAGGUUGUAUACUCCGGCUCCGUUGUUGUUACCACACUCCACUUCGGAAGAGUGCAUCAUCGGAGGAUUCAAGGUUCCAAGGGACACUAUAGUGUUGAUUAAUGCUUGGGCCAUUCAUAGGGAUCCUCAAUCAUGGAGUGGGGCCACAAGUUUUAAGCCAGAAAGGUUUGAGAAAAAGGGAGAGAUAGACAAGUUGAUUGCAUUUGGGAUGGGAAGAAGGGCUUGUCCUGGAGAAGGCUUGGCUCUUCGUGCAAUUAGCUUAACUUUGGCUUUGUUGAUUCAAUGCUUUGAUUGGAAACGUGUGAGUGAUGAAAAGAUUGACAUGGGUGAACAAGAUGGAUUCACCUUGACAAAGUUAGUUCCCUUGAAGGCAAUGUGCAAAUCUCGUCCCGUCAUCACCAAGGUUAUCAAUUAACUGUCAUAUAUGCCAUAUAUCCUUAAAAUUAAUAAAAUCUAAGCUGUAAUUUU
Molecule: messenger RNA, 1613 nt
Organism: Abrus precatorius (Indian licorice)
Lineage: Eukaryota; Viridiplantae; Streptophyta; Magnoliopsida; Fabales; Fabaceae
Product: isoflavone 2'-hydroxylase
Exons: 2
Coding region: 55-1560 (501 amino acids)
Molecular function (GO): monooxygenase activity; oxidoreductase activity, acting on paired donors, with incorporation or reduction of molecular oxygen; heme binding
Source: RefSeq, a predicted model, not a curated record